Aspergillus wentii DTO 134E9 is the source of this 357-nucleotide messenger RNA. RefSeq lists its product as uncharacterized. The transcript has a single exon. NCBI's taxonomy places the organism in Eukaryota, Fungi, Ascomycota, Eurotiomycetes, Eurotiales, Aspergillaceae. The coding region runs from base 1 to 357 and encodes 118 amino acids. The record is from RefSeq and is a predicted model, not a curated record.
AUGGUGGAGGAUGUGAUGGAGAAAGGCGAGGAGUUCAAGGAAAAGCUGUUCCGGAAUCACAUAAUGGAGGAGCUUAACGAGAAGAAGGAACACUUCGUGGAUGGGAUGCACGACGCCGGUGCGUUCAUCCAGGAGGAAUACCGCGAGAAACGACAACAUAUCGAAGACGAACUAAAGGAGCGGGGGGAACAGCUCAAGGAGCGCAGCGAGCAACUCAAGCAGUCUUUCAAGGAGAAAGAAGGCAAAUGCAUGUAUUAUAUUGGCGAGAUCUGUUUGCUGUUGCUGGUUGAGCUGAUUGCGGUGGCCUUGAUGUACAUUCUCAUCAAGAUUCUCAUUCGCGACCUCCCUGUGCCGUGA